GUCCAUUCCCGCGUUUCGUUUCACGGGCUUCUGUAAACCAGUGUUACUUCAUUACACGGAUACAUUUUUUUGUGCAUCAAAAAUGGAAAUGAGGUGGAGUUUUUUUCUAGCGCUUCUGUUACUGGGAGUUGCUCUUGCAAAUGAAGAAGAGGAUGAUGUGCCAGAUGCAGGCGUCGAGGAAGAUGAAGAUGAUGAACUGGCAUUAGAUCGAGAGGAAACGCGGAACCUCAGACCGCGGGCGUACAACCAAGGCGCGUUCCCCAACACCCUGCCCAGCGGGUUCCGACCGACGCAGUCCCUGGCUGAACUUGCGGGCUACCAGCAGAGGCCUCAGCAGCAGGAACAACAGCAGGAGUUCCUCAUCCCCAGCAGGCCUCAGCAGCAGGUUUACAUCGAGGAGCAGAGGCCAGCGCAAAUCAGGGCACCGCAUAGAAAACAACAGCAAGAGCAACGUCCACAGAAACAGCAGCAAUCGUCUGAAGAAGAGUUAGAAGAGAAGGAGGAGCCAGACCGCCUGUCCACUCUGCUGCAGCAGUCCAAGUUUAACUGCGUCAGCAAGAACACUGGCUACUACGCAGACGAGGAGCUCAGCUGCGAGGUGUUCCACUACUGCCAGGACAAUGUCAAGCACUCCUGGAUCUGUCCCGAGGGCUUCACUUUCCACCAGGUCCACCUUAUCUGCAUGCCGCCCACCCAGGAAAACAUCUGCCAGAAGUCUUCAAAUUACCACUUCGUGAACGACUACCUCUACAGACCCAUAAAUGAAGAGGAGGUGCAGCGGAAGCCGAGCCUCUCCCUCAAGUACUCCGACAGAUACUUCCCCUCUGAAGUGUACAGGGAUGACCGUUUCGAGCAAGAGGAAGAGGAAGAAGAGGAGGCUCCUCGCCACGCCCCCGCCGCUCAGCAGGCUCGGCCUACGGCUCGGCCCCAGUACCAGCAGCAAGUGUUCCGAUCCGCUGAAGAGGUCAACAUACCCCUUGCGCAGAGACGUCCGCAACGUCCUUUCGACUUCGACAUCUAAGUUAUUCUUAGUCUCCAAUACCCUGACUAAUAAACGUUGUUUAGCUGAAAAUUCCUCAAGUUCUUUGGACAUAUUGCUAGGAAUAAAAACUCCAUGGAACGACUCGCUGUCCAGGGGAAACUGGAAAGAAAUCGGUCAUAAUAAAAGCUGCAACACAAACCUCCAUAGUCCAAUGUUCCCGAAACGCUGUAGACCGUAACAAGUUGAGGCGCAUCAUUCAUGACUCUAGUUAAAGAAAAAUAUAUCAUCGUCAACCACUCUGCCAAGAGUGAACGACUAAGGAGGGAGCUGAAAAUUAGUGUAAUUAGUGAUGGUGACACUAUGAUUUCUCUUUCUGCCAUCAGUAAUUUGACAUUUGGAAGACGAGUGUACUUUAGAUACGGCUUUACCACGUUUAUUAGUAAGGAUGUAUGUGUAUAUUGUCUAUAAGCUUUUGUUUAUACCUGAUGCCUUAUUCAGUAACUAUUCCGAAAGCUAACCGUAGAUGACCAAUUUAAAUUAGUUAAGAGUACUGGGAGCUGUCAAAUUACGCGUUAUGUAUUAAGGCGACUAGAAUUCGGCCAUGUAGAGAAUGCUUGGCAGAUCGAAUCGAAGAUCUAACUGUGUAGUGGCGUUAAUUAUAUUUGCUCCACUUACGAAUUAUAUCAUCAUUAAGAAUUAUAUCUAAUCAUUCAACUCAUCAAUUUCACUAUAAUUAUAAGGAAAAUUUGAUGUUAAAGCAACAUCUUUUUAAAUUCAAACUGCAAGGUUAUGUCAACUAUUUGUUAUUAUUGGAAAAAAAAAUAUCGCCAUACUGCGGAUAAAAAUGUAACUAUUUUUUCUAUACUCGGGUAAAUGUAAAUGUCUGUCUCCAGAACAGGUUUUUUAUUUUCCUGGUCAAGCUUAACUGGAACUAACUUAUUAACUGAAAGACGUUAAUAGCGUAUUUUGUCAGCGGCUGAAUUAUAGCUGGCAACUUGUUGGAAAAGUUACUGAGCAUGGCAGUUGAGGGUUCAUCACACAGUGACAUAAGCCAUGCAUAUGCCUGCAGCGCUGUUACACGCAGUUACUGCAACUGUUACGUAGAUAGCUGACGUCACGUCCCCCCAACUCUUGUAAUUUACGCCCGGUCACAGAAUAAGUAAUAGUAAGUAACACUGAAUUUCGUUAACACUGCCAAUCAUAUACCUUAUCUAACAGCAAGGCGAUAAGUUGAAAUUUGCUCGCAGACGCACAUGUUAUAAUAUCUGCCUAUUCCACGUUAGUGAAAGACAAUGUCAACCUUAACCACCACAUGAAACGGUUCAUAUUUCACUAAAUUAACCGAAUUAUGUACACACUGCAACAAGCGAGUGUCUAGGGUUGUCUCUAUAAGACUUUUAAGUACUUAUUAACGUUAAGUUAAACAAAAGACCAAACUCUAUCCGCAAAGAGUUAAGAGCUGAGCGUUAAAAGACACCAUUAUUUAAGCGUAAUGUUAAUAAAUCUAUUUAUGCUGUACAAUAACUCUGUUGUAAUA
Molecule: messenger RNA, 2519 nt
Organism: Pararge aegeria (speckled wood butterfly)
Lineage: Eukaryota; Metazoa; Arthropoda; Insecta; Lepidoptera; Nymphalidae
Exons: 6
Coding region: 83-1021 (312 amino acids)
Cellular component (GO): extracellular region
Molecular function (GO): chitin binding
Source: RefSeq, a predicted model, not a curated record